Messenger RNA from Schistocerca gregaria, 2272 nucleotides. It is a transcript of the gene koko, whose product is annotated as cyclin-Q. The transcript has 7 exons. Gene Ontology annotation, molecular function: cyclin-dependent protein serine/threonine kinase regulator activity. Lineage: Eukaryota; Metazoa; Arthropoda; Insecta; Orthoptera; Acrididae. The coding region runs from base 740 to 1498 and encodes 252 amino acids. Gene Ontology annotation, cellular component: nucleus. The record is from RefSeq and is a predicted model, not a curated record. Gene Ontology annotation, biological process: regulation of transcription by RNA polymerase II.
GUAAGAGUUAGUCUUUUGUUGCCUGGAAUUUCUUUCCUGAAGUUUGUGUGCAUUUUUGAACGAAUUAUGGCACCACAUGCCAGAGAAAUAUGAAUGCAAAAUGACUCGUUACACAUCAUGACGACUUAUGGGGGAAAAUAAUCCAUGGAAAAUGAAAGUAACUAACUAACUAACAUUCUCCCGAAUUUCAAAAUCGGAGGAUCACAUCCUAGUGAAGUUAGAUUUUCCAAAUUCAGCUUUCUAGUAGGUUAUAGGUUAUUUCUGGCACGUCUUCUAACGUAUGUUUUCGUCGAUCAAAGACGAUAGUGCUUUUGUUUUCGUUUGCUUCUAACCUGAAGUAUUAAUAGUGAGGCACACCACAAAUCACUAAAUUGUCCACACUCGACUUAUCGUGGUGGGCGAUGCUAAUGCUCUACGGCAAGUAGCUUUGGAGUCGAUGGGAAUACACCACAAGCAAUGCUUGCCACUAUUGUGACCAGUACAGUGAAAUAGAUUUGUAGCUUGCCUAUGUCUGUCUUAACUGUGUGUAUGCAGCCGAAUAAGUUCGUGCCAGUUACUUACUGGCGUAAAUCUAAAGUUGGUACCCGUUGAAGUAGUGCUAUCUUUGACGUGUAUGAAUUUUGAUUGUUGUUUGUUUGUAAAGCUUGGUGCGAAGUGUGGGCUGUGCGUGUAAGUGAAACGGAAGGAAGCUUAUUUUUGAAUUAAGAUACAGCUUGGUGGUGGCGGUGUGAAACAUAAGAUGAAGGAUGUAAUCGAUGUAAUGCAGAUGCAGAGGGAUAAGAUGAAACCACUACCUGUGGUAGACUAUAGGCAGUCAGAGGGCACUUUCAUUACAGUUAGAUUUAUUUUUGAAUGUGGUGUGAAGCUGGAAGCACAGCCAUUGACCAUAGCAACUGCAGCUGUUUUAUUCCACAGAUUUUUCAAAGAGACUGACAGUAGCGGAUAUGAUUGUUAUUUAAUUGCUGCAACAACAUUAUACCUUGCUGGAAAAGUGAAAGAUGAUCCCCUGAAGAUAAGAGAUGUUAUUAAUGUGACGCAUAAUACUCUGCAUAGAGGUUCAGCACCUUUGGAGCUUGGAGAUGAGUACUGGAACAUGCGUGAUGCCAUAGUUCAAGCAGAAUUGUUGAUCAUGAGAAUGCUGAAGUUCGAGGUCACUGUAACACACCCUCACAAGUAUAUGCUUCAUUACUUGAAAACACUGGAAGGAUGGUUUGACAAAGAGGAGUGGAAAAAGGUUCCUCUGGUGAAGGCAUCGGCAGCCUUUUUGCAGGAUUUCCAUUAUGACCCAGCAGUACUGGACUAUGAACCUCAGCAUAUAGCUGUUGCAUGCAUAAAUUUGGCACUUCAGUGCUAUGGUGUCCAGGUACCAUUGACAGAUGAAGGAGAGGAAACUCCUUGGUAUUCUGCAUUUGUUGAAGACCUGUCAAAGGAAAAGUUGUGGGAAAUAAUGGAGAAGCUGAUGGAAGUUUAUGAAGCAGAUUCCAAUGUGCAGUGCUAAAUUAAUUAAUUUUUGGGACCUGUUACCACAGUGUGAUAAUGUUGAACUCUUUCUCAAGAGAAAAAAAUUUUGUUUUUAGUUUCAGAUGUAAAUGAACUACAAAACAACUUAUCUUGCAUAAGUUGUUCCUGUGAACAGUUUGAUUUUGUCUGCUUAUUGCAUAGUUACUCUUGAAGAAAGACAGACAUGUUUUAUGUGAAAUUUCAGGGUGUAUGAAAGGAGUGCACUUUUUUGCACAUUUAAGAUGCCAAGUUUGUGUUGUACACCAUGAACUAUAUAAGAAAUCUGCAUUUCUAGUUUUAACCAAGUGUACAAAUAAAAUUUUUAUACAUUUGUGACGGUUUGAAAUAUUAAUGCAUAUUGUUUAUACUGGACUGUUUUGUUUGUGGUGUAAAUAACUAAAAGUGACACUAUAGACUAAAAACAAAUUUUUGUGAGAACAAGUCUUAAUUUCUCUAUUGAACAUCAGUGGCAGUAAUUGUUGAGACAACUUCAGUCUUUCAUUGUCUCUGGUUCCCCAUGAAUCAUGUAUCAUAUUUGCCCGAGCAUAAGGUGACCCUGAUUAUAAAGUGAAACCUCUUUUUUUUCGAAAAACAUUAUUGGGGAAUAUCUUUUUAGCAUGUUCUUGCUUAUCAAAAUUGUAUACUGUUUUAUUGACAUAAACUUUGCCUAAAAAGUUUACAUUAUACCUAUUCUAAAUUUAUCCCAUUUAUUAAUUUUUUACAUUUUGAUAAUAGAACAUAAAAUAAAAUAGAGAGAGAUUGUUUAUAUUCA